Messenger RNA from Anoplophora glabripennis (Asian longhorned beetle), 2434 nucleotides. RefSeq lists its product as uncharacterized. NCBI's taxonomy places the organism in Eukaryota, Metazoa, Arthropoda, Insecta, Coleoptera, Cerambycidae. The record is from RefSeq and is a predicted model, not a curated record. Bases 951 to 1841 code for a protein of 296 amino acids. The transcript is spliced from 3 exons. Gene Ontology annotation, molecular function: protein binding.
AUUGUUUAGUAUCAAUGAAUAGGACGAAAUGGCCCUGUACGUUGGCCAGCACGAAGUCCGGAUAUGAACCCUCUGGACUUUUUGUAAUACUAAUAAUAAUAAUAACUAUUUUCCUUUAAGAUAUGCACAUACAUAGGAAUAGUCAAUUAAUCACUUAAAACUAAGACAACAAAAACUCAUUAAGAUCAUAAAAACAUCUAUCAGUUUUAAUCUAUAUUUAAAAGAUUUAAAAACUUGGAUUUGCCUAAUUUCCAUUGGUAAGUGGCUAAAAACUUUCAAACCUAAACAAUUAGGAGAAUUUAAGGAUAUUUUGUAUUUAUAGUACGGUAUAUGAUAAUCAUCUUUCUGCCGGGUAUUUAUUCCAUGAGUAGUACUUUUUGUUGGAAAAUUGUAACGAUUUAAAUACACAUAGGUACACAAUUCAAAAAUAAAAAUUCCUGUGAGUGUUGGCACUCCAUACUCCUUAAAUAAGCCUUUAUACGUAUGAUACCUCGGGACACUGGCUAUACAUUGUAACAUCUUUUUUUGAGCAAUAAAUACAUCUGGUGGUAGAGCAGAAUUGCCCCAGAAACACACACCGUACCUCAACCGGGAUACCACUUGGACAUUAUACAAAUUGAUAAGUUGUUCCUUACGAAGAAUUGGGUUUAAGCUUCUAAACAGAUAGCACAAAAAAUUUAAUUUUAAUAUUAGUUUAUUACAAUGUUCCUUCCAAUUUAAGCACGCAUCUAAUCUAAAGCCUAGAAAAGUUAUUGCAUUGUCGGUGUCUGACAAAGAGGUAUUGUGCAGUUUAAUAUUCAUUUUAGAAUAAUGUUUCUGAUAGUUAUGAAAUCUGAUAAUUGAUGUUUUAAUUUGUUUGGGGGUGUAUGAAACAAAACGUGUACUGAACCUAUUCCGAUGCAUUAGAUCUUCAACAGUGUAUUUUUGCUGCCGGUAAUGAAAUGCGAUAAAUGCCGGGAGUAUUUACACCUAUGCGGAUUAAUUUUGGCCGUCGUUUGAAAGCAUCUAUUGAUAACAGCACCGAAAUAAACUUCAUGCAGAGAAUUGAGGAACUCUUAACACUUACGAAUUUAUCCAACUGUUAUGUGAAGAAACUUAGUCAAAAUAUUAAUUUAUUCUAUGAAAUAAAAAGACAACAACAGAAAAAGGAAUUAUUAGAUGUAAUUGAUCAGCUUAAAAGUGAAUUAACUUUCAAAGAUCGUACUAUUAAAAAAUUACAUAAAGCAAAACAUAUAUUACAAGGUCAGCUACUAAAAAUUAAUGAAAAUUAUGAUAAAGAAAAAUUACAUUUGGAAAAUGUAUUAAACAAAGAAAAUUUGUCGAAUGAGAAUGUCUUAUUGCAGAAGAAACAAAUUGAGCAUUCGAAAUUUAAGAAUGAUGAAUCAAAAGAUAAUUUAAAACUAAACAAUUUACCAAUGCCCAAGGAAGAAGACAAGGUAACAUGUCAGCUACCACACUGUAGUAAAGACUGUACGGAAAAUAUGAAAUUAAUUGAAGACUUACUAAAUGAAAAUACGAUUUUAAAAAAAGAAAAUAAGAUACAAAAAGUUAUGUUACAAAAAUUGUUCUUAAUAUAUAAAAAUCUUUUAAGUAAGUUUGAGAAUUGCCAAAUUAAACUAAGCUUCCUGAAUUCUACAAUAAAUAAAGACUAUACUGAAGAACUAUUUAACAAUUUGUAUGGAGAUCAUCUGCUAGAAGUUGAAGUACAAAAGCAUACUGAUUAUAGCGAAGUAAGUUCAGAUGGUGUAACGGAAGAAAUAUUACAUCGAGUUCGAGCCAAACUGCAAACUUUAGAAGACGAAACUAAGGAAAUUGAAGACAAAUAUAAAAAUUUUCGUUAAAGUUAAUUUUGUAAUUGGGCAUUUUGUACAAUUAAGUAAUAUAAAUAUUUUGUUAUUAAUAUUACAACCAAUUUCACAAUUGUUAGCAAACUACUGCUUAAAAAUUUCUCAAGGUUAAUCAAAAUCAAAACAUAUCUGUUAUACAAUAUUUGGUUGGUUUAUACGGAUCAUCUUGAUGAUUUGCAAACCCUUGGUUUUUAAGGUGGAAAUUACAAAUAUGGCAGUUGUUUAAUUUAAAUUUGAUCUAUAGUCUCUAAAAUAUUAAUGAGUAAUUCUAAAAGAUUUUCAAAAUUCAAAAGAUUAAAGCUAUUUUUACAUUGAUAGAAGAGAGUAGUUAGCGCCCCUUAGAAGUGGCUGCAACACAGUUAUCAUAUUUGUAAUUGCCACCUUAAAAGGGUAUAGGUGUGCAAAUUUUCAAGGUACUCCGUGUACUGAAAAUAUUACGAAAAAUCGAAAAUAUUGUUAUGACCAAUGCACUUAAAAGAGAAAUAUUCAAAUAAGACAUUGACUUUAAUUAUACAGCGUGUUUCGCAUAAUAAUUGACGCAGAGCACGAGCAUGUAGGGGAACCCAAAAUAUGAUGAUUUAACACGA